Messenger RNA from Cyanistes caeruleus (blue tit), 4107 nucleotides. Lineage: Eukaryota; Metazoa; Chordata; Aves; Passeriformes; Paridae. The record is from RefSeq and is a predicted model, not a curated record.
AUUAUAAAAGUUGUGUACUGCUGAAUGAUUCGCUUAGAGUUCAUGUUGAUAAGAUGAUAAAUCUCUUGGGAAGCUGAAAGACUGGCUUGUGUUGUGGUGUGUUUUGUUAUUUUGGAUUCUGUUAUAUAAAUGGUCUGUUCUGAUUCUCCUCCUCAUAUUUUCCAUUUCCCCAAACUGGAUUAUUCCCAAGUUAUGUUCCUCCCCUUUACCUCUCAAUCAUUGUAAUCUCCACCCUGCAUUCCAGUGCCUUCCCUAGCCAUCAUUGUAAACCCUGCCCAUUGUUCUGGAUCCUUCCUUGUCACUCCCUUGUUAGCCCAACCCAUUGCAGUACCUCCCCUCUGGAAAUCCCCUAAUACUGGAUACCCCUGUUGGCCCAUGUGACCUUCCCCCUUUUCCCCAUUGGUACCUCAAUUGUAAUCCCCUCCCUUCACUCCUCCCUCACAGGUUUCCUAUUGGUUGGCUUUUUGUAUCCACCCCUUGAACUCCCCCAUAUAAAAACCCCGGUACACCCCUGUUCAGCACUCCUUGGUCCCUGACCCCUUUAUGGGAUAAAGUGGUCCAUAGAAUCCAUGCCAAGAGCCUCCCUCUCAUCCUUCACCUCCUCCUUGUGCUGACACCAAAAGCGCUGUAGAGCAGCAGCUCUGAGGUUCAGCUCUUAACCCUCAGAAAUUCCAUGUCCUCCUUAAGAAAAGGAAGUAAUGAAAAUCGCAAGAGUGUAUUUUAUACCACUGAGGAGUGGGAACUGCUGGAUCCAACCCCAAAAGACCUGGAGGACUCAAUGGCUCUGGAAGAAAAGAGGAAACAUCUGGCAGAAGGAAAUAAAGGACUGACUAGUUCAGCUUUUCCAUUUGAUUUUGGCCGUGUUCCACACAAAGCAAGGCGCCCGUUGAAAGAUAUGAUUGCAUCAAGCAAAAACCGCAACAGCAGUGACUCUUCCCUAACAGACUGGUGUUCUGGCAGUGGGAACAGACUGGUCUCUGAACUGCAACUGAAGUAUCAAAGCCAGCAGGAAGAGUUGGAGAAGCUAAAGAAAGAUCUUUUGAGCCAAAAGGAACUUGUUCGACUUCUGCAGCAAACAGUCCGAUCUUCCCAAUAUGAUAAAUACUUUGCAAGCCACCUUUGUGAGGGGGUUCCCAAAGAUACAUUAGAGCUGUUGCACCAAAAAGAUGACCAGAUUUUGGGCCUCAACAAUCAGCUUGAAAAGUUAAAUCUGGAAAAAGAUAGUCUCCAGCAGGAAGUCAAGAGUCUGAAGUGUAAGGUUGGAGAACUCAAUGAACAGCUGGGAAUGUUGAUGGAAACUAUUCAAGCUAAAGAUGAGGUCAUCAUGAAGCUCUCUCGUCAACUCAGUGAAUGUGAGGACAGCACAUCCUCUCAAAGUGGAGCAAUAAACUCCCCCACAGCCACCAGUACUAAUAAGGAGCUACAGGAACUGGACAGACUAAAAGACAAUCUUCAGGGUUAUAAGACCCAGAAUAAAUUUUUAAAUAAGGAGAUUUUGGAACUUUCUGCUCUACGAAGAAAUGCAGAAGCGAGAGAGAGAGAGUGGCAGGCAAAGUAUACCAGCUUAGAAGCCAAACUCUGCCAGAUUGAAAGUAAAUACUUGAUCUUGCUUCAAGAAAUGAAAACUCCUGUUUGUUCUGAGGAUCAAAGUCCUGCUCGUGAGGUCAUCACACAGUUACUGGAAGAUGCCUUGAAAGCAGAAUCUAGUGAACAACCAGAACAAGCAUUUUUCAAACCCCACCUGGUCAGUGAAUAUGAUAUAUAUGGUUUUCAGACCGUCCCUGAGGAUGAUGAUGAGGAGAAACUAGUAGCAAAAUCACGAGCUUUGGACUUGAGAUCACUUUCACUCAGUGAAAAUCGAGAAAUCUCCACAGGAGUGAAAUGGGAAAACUAUUUUGCAAGCACAAUGAAUAGAGAGAUGAUAUGCUGUGUGGAACUGAAGAACCUUAUUCGGGCUGGAAUUCCGCAUGAACACCGUUCCAAGAUGUGGAAAUGGUGUGUCAAUCUCCAUGUUAAAAAGUUCAAAGACAGUGCCAUUCCUGGCUACUUCCAAACCUUGCUUCAAAAAGCUCUGGAAAAACCAAAUCCUGCAUCUAAACAGAUUGAGUUGGAUCUCUUGAGGACUUUGCCAAACAACAAACAUUACUCCUCCCCAACGUCUGAAGGGAUCCAGAAGCUGCGAAAUGUGCUGCUGGCAUUUUCCUGGAGAAAUCCUGAUAUAGGAUAUUGCCAAGGGCUCAACAGGUUGGUAGCAAUUGCACUUCUGUACUUGGAACAGGAAGAUGCUUUUUGGUGUCUAGUAACAAUAGUGGAAGUUUUCAUGCCCCGUGAUUAUUAUACGAAGACGCUGCUGGGAUCCCAGGUUGAUCAGCGAGUGUUUAAGGAUUUAUUGAGUGAAAAGCUUCCACGACUACAUGCUCAUUUUGAACAAUAUAAAGUUGAUUAUACUCUCAUCACUUUCAACUGGUUUCUUGUGGUUUUUGUGGACAGUGUUGUUAGUGACAUCCUUUUCAAAAUCUGGGACUCCUUCCUCUAUGAGGGACCAAAGGUAAUAUUCCGAUUUGCCCUGGCACUAUUUAAAUACAAAGAGGAGGAAAUCUUAAAACUGCAAGAUUCAAUGUCUAUUUUCAAGUACCUUCGCUAUUUCACACGCACCAUCCUUGAUGCCAGGAAACUGACUGCUAUUGCUUUUGGAGACCUGAAUCCUUUUCCAUUACGCCAGAUCAGGAAUCGCAGGGCAUAUCACCUGGAGAAAGUGCGCCUGGAGCUGACGGAGCUGGAAGCCAUUCGCGAGGACUUCCUGCGCGAGAGAGAGACCUGCGUAGAAAAAAGAGACCUUAUUAGUGAUGAUGAGGAGGACAGCUGAAACUGCUUAAUAGAAACUGUUCCUUGGGAUCAUGACCAAAGUGAGAUAACCUCCAAAACACUUUAUUAAUCCUGUCAAACAGAAUGUAAAUUCAUUGCAUUUGGAAAUAUGCAGGACAGAUUUUCAAAUCCCAGGACUUUCAGAAAUACCACUUUGUAUGGAGGCCAAAUAAUUCUGUUUACAUUUAUGUUCAUGGAGUCAUUUGUAGAGCACUUAAUAUCUGUCUCAGUUUAGUCUUUUAGCUGAAUUUACAAUUAUUUUCUCACAGUGCACCAUUAAUGCCUAAAUGUGAAACAAUAAGAAAUGUCCAUGCUCUGUUACAUUCAUUUCCAUUCUGAGUUUAGAGUUUUUUUGAUGUAAUCAUGUUUUUUGUAGUGCAGGCUCAAUGUGAGAGGACAUCGUAUUUCUUGGAUUCAGGUUAGCUCAAUCUAGCCAUUCUUGAGGUCACUAACCAGAAAAGCAUGGGAGGAAGAUUCCUUUGUCUUUUCCUGAAGGGUCAUGCAAUGGGUCACCAAACAGAACACUUGAAUAUAUGUGCUCUAAAGUAAAGGUAAAAUAAGUACCUAAGUACCUAUUUUUGUCACUGACUGUCGAGUGUGUACUGAAACAGUGAUAGCAAACAUAAUUUCUACUUUUCAGAGCAGCUGUGUUGAUAAAGAUUCUCAUUAAUGCGAAGAGGCUUAUAGAUCAAAGUCUAUUCAAUCAAUUUUAUUUGUAUUCACUUUUUUGAUUGCAGUGGUUUAAAAAGGUCACAACCAAACUCCAGAUACUAUGGAAUAAUGGAGCUUGGUUACUCACAGGAGUACCAUGCUUUAGGAGCUAAUUUAAGAAGAAACACAGUGUUCUUUUUGCAUGAUUGUGGAACUGUUGUACAAUAGUGGUAGGGACUGGGUUCAUAAUACAAAUAUUUACCAAUCAGUCAAAGGAAUCUAAAGGUCACAACGUGCAUGCGGGAACUGAAGAUCCUUUUCCAACAGAAAAAUGCAAUAUUCUCCUAAUGUGCUCAGCCUUACUGUGAGUGUUGGAUGUGCUUCCUGCAGGACAGCUGUAAGGAGCAACAUCUAGGCUGUUGAAAUGUGCUAUUUCUGCUGUUGAAAUUUGUGACUAGCAGUGCUCAUAAAUGGUUCUGGGGAGGAGCACGCUUUCUUUCUUGCUGGCUAUUGUCUGGACUUUUGCAAUAUUUUUUCUUGAACUGUUGGAUCUUCAGAAUGUUGGAUUGACUGUAAUGUGCCAUGAUAAAA